AUGGCUGCGUCCCCCACACCUGAGCAACUGGAAUAUUUUCAUGACAACUCAACAGAGAGAAGUGCAAAUGAGAGUUUAGUUCUUGUGGAACCUGGAAAUUUUUAUUUGAGUGACUGGAUGGAGAUCCUCUCUAUGCUCAUUGCUAUAGUUGGGCUGGUGGGGAACAGUAUCGUCCUGUGGCUUCUGGGCUUCUGCAUCCCCAGGAACCCCUUCUCUGUCUACAUCCUCAACCUGGCCGGGGCCGACGCCCUCUUCCUUUGUUGCUCCUUUCUGCACUCUGUACAUGAAUUAUAUUAUUUUUCCAUGGACAAGGUAGUGAAGUACCUCAGACACAUGUUCUACACUAUGGGCCUGAGCCUCCUGGCUUCGAUCAGCACCGAGCGCUGUCUAGCCGUACUCUUCCCCAUCUGGUACCGAUGUCACCGGCCCAAGCACACGUCUGCAGCCGUGUGCACUGUCCUCUGGGCUCUGACCAGCCUGUUCUGGGCAAUAGUUUAUGUACUUUGUUUUUAUAGGCUUGCCGAUGAUUUCUGUGAUGGGCUCUUCGUCAUCCAGGUAGUGUGGUUCUUCCUCCUUGCUUUUGUUCUGUGCGUGUCCAGCCUGACUCUGCUGCUGAGGGUCCAGUGCAGCUCCCAGCGCAGGCAGCCCCCAAGGCUCUACCUCCUUGUCCUGCUCACCGUCCUCGUGUUCCUGCUCUUUGCCCUGCCCCUGGGGAUGGAACAUAUCAUAUGGAGCUUGGGCUUAGGUUUCACGCCUUCUUGGCUCAAUCAGCUCCUAACCUGUGUGAACAGCAGUGCAAACCCCUUCAUUUACUUCUUCCUGGGGAGCCGAAGGCAUAGAAGAAAGAAGGAGCCCCUCAGAGUGGUCCUGCAGAGGGCCCUGGGGGAUGAGCAGGAGGUGGGAGGUGAGACAAGGGAUACCCCCCACACCAACAGUCCAGAGACAUCAUCCUGA
Messenger RNA from Vombatus ursinus (common wombat), 954 nucleotides. RefSeq names its product mas-related G-protein coupled receptor member X4-like. The transcript has a single exon. Lineage: Eukaryota; Metazoa; Chordata; Mammalia; Diprotodontia; Vombatidae. Gene Ontology annotation, molecular function: G protein-coupled receptor activity. Gene Ontology annotation, biological process: G protein-coupled receptor signaling pathway. The record is from RefSeq and is a predicted model, not a curated record. Bases 1 to 954 code for a protein of 317 amino acids. Gene Ontology annotation, cellular component: membrane.